Messenger RNA from Talaromyces proteolyticus, 1605 nucleotides. RefSeq names its product general substrate transporter. Lineage: Eukaryota; Fungi; Ascomycota; Eurotiomycetes; Eurotiales; Trichocomaceae. Gene Ontology annotation, molecular function: carbohydrate:proton symporter activity. The record is from RefSeq and is a predicted model, not a curated record. Gene Ontology annotation, biological process: transmembrane transport; carbohydrate transport. The transcript is spliced from 2 exons. Bases 1 to 1605 code for a protein of 534 amino acids. Gene Ontology annotation, cellular component: membrane.
AUGGGAACUACGGGAGGGGGGAUAUCCAAAGUCGCUUGGAAGCAGGUUCCGCAGCCUGCCCGAGGCCCAUACAUCUGGUUAACUGCAAUAUGGGCAUCUUACUGUGGCACGCUACAUGGCUUUAAUUCAUCGGACAUCUCGGGGAUCAUGUCAAUGCCGUCUUUCCAACAUCAAUUUGGCUGGAAUCGGCUUCCCAAAUCAACUAUUACAGACUCUCAAGGCUGGGUAACUUCUGCCAUGUUAUUAGGCCAAGCUGCUGGAAUCCUAAUUUCGGGUCCUAUCAUGGAACGACGAGGACGCAAGAUCGUUAUACUAAUCGCCGCUAUCACGUACACAAUCGGAGCUCUGUUGAUGACCGUGAACUUCGGUUCUUUGGCGGAACUGCUUGCCGGACGUGUCAUAUCUGGCAUUGGGUCCGGCCUAGCCUACUCUCCCGGCCCUGUUUAUAUAUCUGAAAUUGCUCCUACGGAGCUGCGAGGGAUGAUGUCCACGUUUUAUAAUGCCGGGAUCAUGAGCGGAGUUGCAGGGGCAUAUUGGAUCAACUUUGCAGUUUCCGAGGUAAUCAAUCUAUCUAGUAACUGGCAGUGGAGGAUAGCCAUGAUACUACAAAUGAUUCCCUCAACUGUUUUGGUGAUCGGCUAUCCUUUCUUUCCGGAAAGCCCAAAAUACCUCAUGUUACGAAACAAACCACAAGCGGCUAAGGAUAGCCUGCGAAAGCUUCGUGGGGGUUUAGACGAGAACGAUCCAUACUUUGUUCGAGAGUACUCGGAACUUGAAAGACAAGUUCAAACGUCAGAAGAAAAAAAUUGGGAAACUUAUCAAAGAUUCAUUCGACUCUGUGUUAAGAAUAAGGCUACCCGAAAAAUAUUUCUCUUCGUUGUCCUCGUCCAAACCUUUUUUAUCAUGUCUGGAGGAAACUCUAUCACUUAUUACGCACCAAAUAUCUUGACCUCAGUUGGUUUUCAACCCGAGAUGGUCCUGCUUUUCACUGCAAUAUAUGGCACUAUUAAAUUUCUAUCCAUCUUUUUCUACUCCCUUUUCUUGACGGAACGAUUUGGUCGGCGGCCGCUCCUUCUCGUGGGCUCUACUACGAAUCUUGCAUGUCUAGUCUAUAUAGCAGCUUAUCUGGGUAAAACUAAUGUGAACGGAAAAAGUUCAGGUCAAACGUCUCCUGCAGCCAUUGUUGCUGUUGUGGCUAUGUGUCUGUUUGCCGUCGGAUUCGGUUUUGGCUGGGCUCCCGCUUUCUCUCUGACUGCAGCAGAAAUUUGCCCUACUAAUAUUCGUGGCUCAGUGGUGACAGUUGCAUUUCUUUAUCAGAACCUUCUCGGCUUUGGAAUCACUCGAGGGUUUCCAAACAUGACUGAAGCAAUGCACCCAUAUGGUCCAUUUGCUUUAUUUGCCGCAUUCACUUUUUGCUCAACAAUUUGGGUGUUCUUUUCUUUCCCCGAAUGCAAGGGUAGAAGCAUGGAGAGUACCGAGGUCUUAUUCGAGCAACCAUGGUACAAGAUUGGUUUCGUACCCGUAGCAAGCCAAAAUCAAUUUCCAGGGGAUUUGGAGAAGGAUGUUUCUUCUCGGCAUGAAGAGGAUAUCAGUAACAGAAAUUAG